Molecule: messenger RNA, 1957 nt
Organism: Lagopus muta (rock ptarmigan)
Lineage: Eukaryota; Metazoa; Chordata; Aves; Galliformes; Phasianidae
Gene: LYPLA1
Product: lysophospholipase 1
Exons: 9
Coding region: 56-745 (229 amino acids)
Biological process (GO): protein depalmitoylation
Cellular component (GO): cytoplasm
Molecular function (GO): carboxylic ester hydrolase activity; palmitoyl-(protein) hydrolase activity
Source: RefSeq, a predicted model, not a curated record
CCGCCCCGCCUCCCGCCGUUGGCCGUAGUCCCGCGGCCGCCCGGCAGUCCGGUGUAUGUGCGGCAACAACAUGUCGGCGCCGCUCCCCGCCAUCGUCCCGGCCGCCAGGAAGGCGACGGCCGCCGUGAUUUUUCUUCACGGACUGGGAGAUACCGGGCAUGGAUGGUCAGAAGCACUUGCAGGUAUCAAAAGCCCCCAUGUAAAAUACAUUUGCCCACACGCGCCAUUUAUGCCGGUUACUUUAAACAUGAACAUGGCUAUGCCAUCAUGGUUUGAUAUCGUUGGACUUUCUCCAGAUUCGCAGGAAGAUGAAGUUGGGAUCAAAAAGGCAGCAGAGAAUGUUAAAGCACUCAUAGAUCAAGAAGUAAAAAAUGGAAUUCCUUCCAAUCGAAUUAUUCUGGGAGGCUUUUCUCAGGGUGGAGCUUUAUCAUUGUAUACAGCUCUUACAACGCAUCAAAAGUUAGCAGGUGUUGUAGCCCUCAGCUGUUGGCUUCCUCUGCGUUCCUCUUUUGUUCAGGGUGCUGUUGGUGUCAAUAAGGAGAUUCCUGUUCUUCAGUGCCAUGGGGACUGUGACCCACUUGUUCCUUUAAUGUUUGGUUCUCUUACUGUUGAGAAGCUAAAGAGUAUGAUAAAUCCAGCCAAUAUAACCUUCAGAACUUACUCUGGCAUGAUGCAUAGUUCAUGUAUUGAGGAGAUGAUGGAUAUAAAACAGUUCAUAGACAAACAUCUACCUCCCAUAGACUGAAAUGACACGUGAGAAGCCUUCUACAUAAACACCAGCAUCAACUGUGGUAGAGUUAGUCUUUUCACAUGCCUGAUAAGAAAGCAUUACUUCUGUACCUGCAGUGUUACUACUGUGUUGCAAAUUUAUACUUAAGACAAGGAGUAAAUUGUACACAUAUGUGAGAAAUGAUAAUCUUUGUAGUAUUGAUCAUCCUCUGAUGGGAUUGAAAAAUGAUACAGCUAGGUAACAGUGAUAGAAUGUAACCUGAAUGUAACUAUUUUAAGACUUUUGAUUGCAGAAUUUUAAACUAUUUGUACAAUCAAAGACUAAACUUAUGUGAGCAACAUAAAUGCGACCAGUUUGGUAUACUUGAGACAUGAUUUGUUCUUAGUACUCGUUGAAAACAAAUUAAAACAUUUUGUGUAUGUAAUGGAUGUAUAAAGUGCACAACAUGUAACAAAGUGGGCAUAUGAUUGUAGAAUAAAUGUUACUGAGGACAAAGCUUUAAAUGUUAAACAUUAAUUGUUGCUCCAAAUAGGGUUUUUCUUCUAGAAUGACUAUUAUAGUCAGCAGAAAUAUUUCCUGCAUUUAAAACACCUCAGUUUUAAAUGUUUUCAUACAGGUAGAUACUGUGGAAAUGAUGAAGGCACUCAUUCCUCAUUAGACCAUCAUUUGUUGCUAUGCUGCUGUCAUUUAGUUUGGAUUACUAUAAAUUUAUGCCAAAUGCUGACUCAAACAAUUCUGAAGAAGUGCAUAGGAAUAAUUUGAGUUUUGUUUAAAAUUCCUAUUUUCAUAUUGAAUAGCCACCUUACACUUCAAAAUUGUAGCUUUCAUUUAUAUAGAAAUGUUGAUGAUGUAUUUUACAUGAGCUAUUCCAGCAUAUAGUUUUGACUUUACUGCCUGCUUUGGAGUAACUAAAUGAAAACAGUGCAGCUGUGUAGUUUUUAGUUUUGUAUAUUGUUGAAUCUCAUCCGUAACACAUUCUUACCAUCUACUGCUUUCUUUUCUUCAUACUGACACUUGAGAUUUGUCUGGAAAAGAACACAACUUUAUUUUCAACUGUAUGAUUUUGCAUUUCCCUAGAUUAUUGUAGCCUAAAAAUAUGCUGAACUACUAUUGGGGGAAAAAAUCUUCAAGAUAAAAAAUGUCUCUUCUUUCAGAAGCUUACAAUUCUAAAGUGCUCUGGAUUACAGAAAUCAGUGUGACAGCUUUUUUUUUUUUUUCUUUUCUUUU